AUGGCGGCAGGCGAUCCUGGCCCUACUCCCAGCCGCCUCUUCACUAUACGCGACCGCAUCGCGGGCUAUCGUCUUCUGGUCGACACUGGCGCUGAGUUCAGCGUAAUUCCAGCGUCUGCGGCUGAUCGUCGCCGUUCCCACUCCGGCUCAAACCUUCAAGCCGCAAACGGCACAGCGAUCAAGACGUAUGGGCUACGCUCUUUAACGCUCGACCUUGGACUGAGGCGAACUUUCCGCUGGGUGUUCGUUAUUGCCGACGUCACGCAACCCAUACUAGGCGCCGACUUCUUGGCAUUCUUCAACCUUGCCGUUAAUGUCCGCCAUCGCCGCUUAUGUGACAGCACCACUAGGCUUCAGGUGACAGGUGCCUCGUCUCCGCAAGCUCCGACCGGUAUCCGCGCGCUUCGUCCUCCUUCGCCAUACGCCGCGCUCCUGGACGAGUUCCCGGACAUUACGAAGCCCUGUAACCUGAAGGCCCAAGUCAAACACAACGUGACACACCACAUCGCUACCACCGGCCCUCCCGUCUCUUUUCGCUACCGCCGGCUCUACGGUACUCGUCUUGCCAUAGCCAAACGAGAGUUUGAGCAUAUGUUGGAUCUGGGCAUCAUCCGCCCGCCCUCCAGUAGUUGGGCAUCACCAUUACACAUGGUACCGAAGAAAGACCCAGGUGACUGGAGGCCGUGCGGGGAUUAUAGAGCCCUCGACACCAAGACAAUACCGGACAGGUAG
Molecule: messenger RNA, 732 nt
Organism: Ornithodoros turicata
Lineage: Eukaryota; Metazoa; Arthropoda; Arachnida; Ixodida; Argasidae
Exons: 1
Coding region: 1-732 (243 amino acids)
Biological process (GO): proteolysis
Molecular function (GO): aspartic-type endopeptidase activity
Source: RefSeq, a predicted model, not a curated record